Dermacentor albipictus is the source of this 3242-nucleotide messenger RNA. RefSeq names its product acyl-CoA Delta-9 desaturase-like. Gene Ontology annotation, biological process: unsaturated fatty acid biosynthetic process. NCBI's taxonomy places the organism in Eukaryota, Metazoa, Arthropoda, Arachnida, Ixodida, Ixodidae. Gene Ontology annotation, cellular component: endoplasmic reticulum membrane. Gene Ontology annotation, molecular function: stearoyl-CoA 9-desaturase activity; iron ion binding. The record is from RefSeq and is a predicted model, not a curated record.
CGUUGUUAGGUCAUAGCAUCAGCCGGUCCUGGCCAAAAACGCUGCAGAGGACCGCCGAGAAGAACGAGACUGCGUUCGCGGGGAAGCCAGUCAGUGGCCCGGCACUGCGCCGCGAAUUCGCCCAUGUGCCAUCACCGGCGGAUCUGAGUGACCCAACACAACAUCCACGCCUCCCUUCUCGUUUGGCUCGAGUUCUUGACAGUUCCCUUCGGAGAUUACCUUCCGGUAUUCUUUUGACUCGCGGUGGCGACUUCCCGUUGGCGAGCCUGACACCGUGCGCUUUUCUCGGGUGGAGACAGCUCCGCUGGGCAACGCUUUUACGAGAGGACUAUAGACGACCUACGAGUCACACAGAGGUUCGCCAUGAGCACCGACAUGAAGAUGGAGAAGCCGGCCGCUACCACACCGGCCGACAUGCUGCCGAUCAAUGGCAAGACGGGUCUGCGCAAGCGCGACCUGGAUCUCAUCGACGCCAUGGACCUCAUCAAGCAGACCGAGUACGUGUCGCUCAGCAAGACGGAUCUGCUGGACCACGAAAUCAUCACCUCCCACAGCACAACGGUCCAGCAGCAGCAGGUGGUGCAAAAAGAGUCCGAACAAGCCGCAAAGCCAGCCUUCAAGACUGAAGUGGUCUGGCGGAAUGUGGCCGUGUUCGCCAUGCUGCACUCCAUGGCCCUCUACGGCCUUUAUCUGGCCAUCGCGCGCAAGGUCAUGUGGCAGACGGCGAUCUUCUCCUUCGUGUGGGGCAUCUGCGCCGGCCUCGGUGUCACAGCCGGAGCACACAGACUCUGGUCGCACCGCGCUUACAAGGCACGUUUCCCGCUCCGGGUGGUGCUUAUGAUCUUCAACUGCAUGGCUUGCCAGAACGACCUGUACGAGUGGACGCGUGACCACCGGGUGCACCACAAGUUCUCGGAGAGCAACGCCGACCCGCACAACGUGAACCGGGGCUUCUUUUUCGCGCACGUCGGCUGGCUCAUGUGCAAGAAGCAUCCGGACGUGAUGCGCAAGGGCAAGGCCGUGGACUGCUCGGACCUGCUCAAGGACCCCGUCAUUAGGUUCCAAAAGGCCUACUACGUGCCGCUGACUACCUUCUUCUGCUUCUACCUGUCGAGCGUGCUGCCGCACCACCUGUUCGGCGAGUCUUACUUGGUGGGCUUCUUCGUCGCCACCAUGCUGCGCUACGUGAUAUCGCUAAACUUCACCUGGCUGGUGAACAGCGCGGCCCACCUCUGGGGCAACCGACCCUACGACAAGAACAUCUCGCCGGCCGAGAACCGCUUCGUUUCGUGGGCCGCCAUCGGCGAAGGGUUCCACAAUUAUCACCACACGUUCCCCUGGGACUACUCGACCAGCGAGCUGGGAUGGAAGCUCAACUUCACCACGUUCUUUAUCGACACGAUGGCCAAGCUGGGGCUCGCCUACGACCUCAAGACGGUGCCCAAGGACGUGGUCGAGAAGCGGAAAGCCCGGACGGGUGAUCACAGCUACGACCACAUGAACGGCCACAACCACCACCACUGACGACGAACCGACGAGUGCCAGGGCAGCCGGCUGAGCCCGCGUGAAAACGUUUUCGCGUCCGCCGCGUUGAUACGUGGGUUGCCAUGAUAUACUCUUCUCGCAUCGCGGUUGCUCCUUUUUAUUUUUAUUUUGUCCCGCUGGCACUGCAACCCUGCUCAUCGACACACAGCAUCGGUAGCGACAAGACCUAAGUCUUCUGGAGUGCCUAUCCAUACUCGUGAAGAAGAAAGUGCUGUACUGUUUCUGAUAAUAUUUUUGCAUUAAUUUCCGUUGGUUUUGUCCCACAGAUUAUAGCAAUGAACGGUGAUGCCUUAGUCGCAUGCUGUCUUCUAUGCACGAUUUAGAUGCGCUGUGAUGAUGCGGUCGGUAUUUAAAUCGGCAUGAGCUUGAUUAGAAGUUUCUGAUAUACUUGAGUCAGAGUGGCACGUCUUGUACCACGUCCACAAGACGGUAGCAUUCAAAGGUUUCUGGGUGAAGCGAGUUAUUUAUACACAAGAAAGGAUAUGGCCGGACGCAAAUUCUCAAAGUCAAGGGGGGAAAACAAGGUUGAAACCAGUGACGCUUCUGCCUUCUGAACUGAUACAAGUGAGAACAGCAAUGUGCGAAAUGGUUGCUCAAGUAUUCCUUCUUUAAUAUAAUGGCUAUCUUGCAGGUUCAAAACUAUGUGACAUUAGUUCCACCUGAGUGCUGCGAGCACUGUGCAAUGCAUUUGAGAAGCACUGCACCAUGAUAUCUCAGCAUAGAAGACAACGUGCUCAGUCAAAUUACUUUUUUUAACUGGUCUUUGCAUUUGUGUGCGUGCUUUUGACGUCGAUUUGUGCCUGUGCCGAUCGUGAAGGGUGGCCAAUUGUUCACUCUUGCUCAAAACUUCACCGACGAGUGACGGGGUGUAAUCAGUGUCCUUAGCUCUCCCUUGUUAAGGAAAACACACGUACACACCCGCCCACCUCCGACACAAAUAUAUCUGAACGCCACGUAUCACGUGCCUUAUUACGUCUUUGUUUACGAAUUCUGGACGCAUCUGCGAUGCAUCGAUUCCGAACAUCGAGGUACAUGUUUGUUUAGCUCCCAACUACACGCGGUGCGCUUUUUCGCUUUGUCUUUUGGCGCAUUACUUCACUCAUUCCUAUCGUUGAGCAGACCACAUAGUGUGUAGCAUGACGUAUGUCUGGCUUUCCUCAAGCUGUGGAGAAAUCCAAACCAGGAAAACUAUGAAUAAUAAUGCGUCCUCGAGAAAUCACCUCUCCCCAUCCUACCCCCCUCCCGAUUGCAGGCAAGUGUCCUUUUCUUCUCGUUGCGGAAUUAGAACCAUGUCGCUUAGGCUAGCGUACCAAACAUGCGCAUCGCUGUCCUAUAUUACUUUCCCUGUUGUUGCUUGCGCUUUAUCAUUUGCCAUGUUAGCUCCUUCUUCCUGCAGCGCGCGUUAUGUCCUCCUUUCCUUUAUGCUUCUGCUCGCCCAGCCCGCCGUUAUCUUCAGCAUUUUUCUCUUACGUAGGUGUCUGGCAAUGUUCUCUGGAGACAUGCGAAGCACUAUCGCGCGUUGUAAAUACAGUUGAUAUGUGAUUUAGUGAACAAAAUCAUAUUAUAUGUUUGUACAUACAGGAAGUGCAUAAGACCGAGGAAAAUAGUUUGAUGUUUGACUAGCUAGAAUUUGUCAAGCGAGAUAGUUGCUGUGCUGCUCACGUAAAGUCGAAGUCUGAAUAAAAAGAUAACAUUUA